UUCUGUGGUUCCAAAUUAAUGGAUUUUCUUUAUAUUUUAAUUUUUAUUUUCCCUUGUUACAAGGACGAGAUCGAUACAAAGAAAACAUUGGAGUAAGGGAAGAUGUGAAUCUGGAGAAGAAAAGAUGCAGGGACUCCUUGCUUUCGGUUUCAGGGGCUCUCCCUGCUUUCUUCACAAAUGCCAUAAUUCUUGUUCGUAUCCAAAACGUUUUGUGUCUACACCUCUUUGCAGCUUGAGAGACCAAACCAGAUCAACUCUAAGAAACACUUGGCCAUCCGUUGGUCUCUCGCUUCUCUGUUCUGGGUUCUUUUUAGGUCCCCUCAUCGAUGGACUUCAUUCAAGGGUCAAUCUUGUGGUCUAUCAAAAUGGGUCUAUCAACAUCGGUCCUCUCCACUCAAACAUUUGGGUUCCUCCCUUACUUGGGUUAUUUUAUUGCACUGUUGGGUUGCUGCAACUCUUCUUGGAUGAAAGAGCUUCUUCAAAGGUUCCAGAAGGAAGUCUGCAGAAGGUAUCUUUUACUUUACUAGCACUUGUGUUAUUCAUAGAAUUGAGCGCCGAAAUGUAUAAAGCUGGAAUAGCAGACAACAUUGAGGCCUACGUCUUAUUUGCAGCAGCAGAAAUCAUAUGGUUGUCCUUGGACAGAACGUGGCUUGGCUUCACACUGGCAUCCAUUGUAGGCCUUGGCUGUCCAUUGGCUGAAAUUCCCAUUAUGAAGUUCUUUCACCUUUGGUAUUAUCCACAAGCGAACAUUGAGAUCCUUGGUCAGGGGUUAGUCACUUGGACGAUCACUUGCUACUUCGUUUAUACUCCAUUCCUGAUCAGUUUAGCACGCUGGCUGAGAUCAGCUAUAGAAGCUGCUGACAAGUCUGCCUAGGAAAUAUGUUUGGAAUUGCGACUCUUUCAGCUUCAGGAAAGAGAAUUAGAACUCUCAGGUUCAGGAGAGAGAAUUAUGCGGGACAACCCUCUUCGGAGUAAAGAGAGCCUGUACUCUCUAAUGUACUGAAUGUCUGAUUCUUGAACAAAUAUGAAGAAUUUCAAACCACUUUGAAUUUAUACUAAUCCCUUAUCUGUAA
Molecule: messenger RNA, 1073 nt
Organism: Hevea brasiliensis (rubber tree)
Lineage: Eukaryota; Viridiplantae; Streptophyta; Magnoliopsida; Malpighiales; Euphorbiaceae
Exons: 5
Coding region: 125-874 (249 amino acids)
Source: RefSeq, a predicted model, not a curated record